CCCACGAGUCAAACUGUAUUAAAUUUUCACUAUGGAUUAAACCCUCACAAAACAAGAGAUCGAUUCGAAUAUGUCAAUAUUUUACAAAUUUACAAAUCUGAUCGCUUUUGCCACACUGGUGUCAAACUCCACGUGUCAAGAAGAUACAUUUCUGUAUGACACGUUCCCACCAGGUUUUCAGUGGGGAUUUUCCUCCUCAAGUUAUCAGAUCGAAGGAGCAUGGAAGGAAGACGGGAAAGGUGUAAACAUCUGGGACACAUUUGUCCACCGAAUUCCAUCCCCGAUUCCGGACAAGAGCAAUGCAGAUAUUGGAUGCGACUCGUACCACAAAUAUGACCAUGACGUUUCUCUUCUCAAGUAUAUCGGGGCGGGCGUCUAUCGGUUUAGUUUAUCUUGGACCAGGAUUCUUCCCACGGGUCGAAUUGAUCAAAUAAAUCCAGCCGGGAUUCGAUACUACAACAAUUUGAUUAACCUCCUCCUUGCCAAUGGGAUCGAACCCAUGAUUACCCUACAUCAUUGGGACUUGCCUCAACCCCUGCAGGAUCUUGGUGGCUGGCCAAAUGAGAAUGUAAUCCAACACUACAGUAAUUUUGCAAACCUCGCAUUUCACACGUUUGGAGAUCGUGUCAAGAAAUGGAUUACAUUUAGCGAGCCGAAUGUCAUGUGCCUAAACGGAUACAUAACUCGGACUUACGCCCCUGGACACAAAAAUGUCAAUGAAGCAAUAAAUUGUGCCCGCAACGUGAUAAUAUCGCACGCUAGGGUGUAUCGUAUAUACGACCGGGUUUUUCGUCCCCUUCAAGGCGGUAAAGUGGGCAUGUCCUUGUCCUCGUAUUGGUUACAACCAAAAGAUCCACAGAACCCGGAGCAUCGAAAGUCUGCUGAAUUUUGGAUGCAUAUUGAGUGGGGACUUUUCGCGUUUCCAAUCGUGUUUGGGAGUUAUAACGAUGAAACGAAGCAGCUUCUGGGAAAACUAAGGAAAUUCAAGUUAACAUCGGCCCCGGUAGAAUUCACUGCGGAAGAAUCGGUGGAAAUUAAAGUGCUAAAUAUUCCGAAUUAUACGAACUAUGAAUCCAAAGAUUUCCUGAAGUGCCCACACGUAUUACAAAUUCUAGGAAGCUACGAUUUUUGGGGGCUUAAUCACUACUCAACAUACCUAGUGGAGCCAACUAAAGUGACGACAUCCAUCCUUCAUGGAGACUUCAUCGGUUUAUUUCUCGGCGCAAAGAUAUCUUUUGAUCCAACUUGGCCAAAAAGUGCAAUACCCCACACCCCCUCGGUCCCCUGGGGUUUUAGAAAAAUGUUAAACUGGAUCAACCAGGGGUAUGGAUCUCCAGAAAUUUACAUAAUGGAAAACGGGUAUCCCGAUUCGCCCAACACCGGACUUGAAGACGUUGCCCGGGUGAAAUUUCAUCGCGAUUAUAUCAACGAAAUGUUAAAGGCUGUCAAAAUCGAUGGUGUUCAAGUAACCAUGUACACGGCGUGGGGUCUUCUCGACUGUUUUGAGUGGUCGUACGGAUACACCGUAAAUUUUGGAGUGGUCUACGUCAACCAUAGCCACCCGGAGAGACCUCGGACCCCUAAACUUUCUGCGACUUGUCUGCAACAAAUCUUUUCCGAUAACGGAUUCCCUCAUGAAAAUUUUUCACCUUUAAAAAUAAACUAAAUUAUGCUGUAUAGAAUUCGAGUGGACAAUUGUUAUAAAAUAAAACUCCAAUGCUUUUCCCCCUUA
Molecule: messenger RNA, 1732 nt
Organism: Folsomia candida
Lineage: Eukaryota; Metazoa; Arthropoda; Collembola; Entomobryomorpha; Isotomidae
Product: myrosinase 1-like
Exons: 9
Coding region: 71-1666 (531 amino acids)
Biological process (GO): carbohydrate metabolic process
Molecular function (GO): beta-glucosidase activity
Source: RefSeq, a predicted model, not a curated record